AUGUCUGAGGAAAAGCAUGGCUUCCGCGCCUUCAUCUCCCAUGCUCUGCGGCCCAAGAAGUCGCGGCAGGUGCUGCGCAAAAAGAACUUCAGCGCCUCGUCGUCCGACCUGUCCACCACCACCACCUUGAGGACCCUGACCAAGGACGACGAUGUCCCUCCCUUGCCGUCAUUGGCACCUCUACAGGCCCACAAUGCCAAAUACCGCAGCGUCCAUUCUCAGCAAGAUACACAGCUAGGUGAAGUCCUCGAUCAUACCGCCGUAAUCCAUGCCAUCGGCCUCCAAAACUUCGAUACCGACAGCGAUGCCGAUGGCUUCAACAUCCGCGACAACCGGCCACCCGGCGAGCCCCUUAUUGCCCUCCUCCCCAACGAUCUCUGGAUGUCAAUCGCAGAUUUCCUCACUCCCGCUGACGCUGCCAAUCUCGCCCUGGCCAGCAGAACCCUUUAUUCCCGACUCGGCCUGUUACCAUGGCGCUUCCUUAGCCAACCCGAAAACACCGACGACCGCGCCGACUUUCUUGUCUCUCAAGACAGAUACUACCCUCAUCACCUUCUUUGCUUCCCAUGCGGCCGAUUUCACGUCCGCACCAAAGAAGGCCACGAAACACUCCAACCCGCGAACGUCCUAAACCCCCUCUUCAACUGCCCCAACAUCCGCAACAACCUCCGCCCUCCUGCCCGCCACCGAAUUACCCACGGCCGCACCCUCCCUUUCACCUUCGUCCAACUUGCUUGCCGCCCCGCCCGCUUCAAGUCCCCUCUUUACGGCAUUCCCGACCCGACAACCCUCAGCCGCCGCUGGCGGCGCAACGACUGGUCCCACCAGUCCCGAUUCCUCGUCCACAAUGGCCACCUCCUCAUGCGCGUCAUCUCCUCUACCUUUGCAGAACCGGGCCUCCCACCUUCCUCGCAGCGCCUCCUCCUCUACUCCCGCGAUGACUACUGGCCAUACUUCUCCGCCUGCGCUCACUGGCGCGACGGUGAACUAAUGUCCGUCGCCAAAUGCGCGCUCACACACAUCCCCGCUACCCGUCGUACAGAGGCGCUGCAGGGCCUCGAACACCGCGCAAAGGAUAUGUACCAUGGUCGCGCAUUCAAUCCUAACGCCCUUGCCUCUCUCUGCGGCCACUGUCAGCCCAUGCGCCGCUGUCCCGAUUGCCCCUCUGAAUACCUCGUCGAAGUCAAGCUCACCGAGGAGCGCGAAGCGGGCGUGAAAUCUCGCUUUCGGCACGCGAUCGUGGUAACUCGGUGGUGCGAUCUGGGUAAUGGAACUAGCCCGCGCUUGUCAAAAGAGUGGGCGGCAUGUAACGGGGAGCUUGAAGGGUAUGACUCGUUCAAGACUCUCGGGAAACGAGCUAUAUCAGGAAUUUUCGAGUCGGCGUUUACGGAUGAGACGAUUCCUGGACAGAGGAUUAUCUCAAUGAAUCCGUCUGGAAAGAGACUUGGCGAGAAGGGAAACAGUUGGUACUAG
This is a messenger RNA of Aspergillus calidoustus, 1473 nucleotides long. The record is from the annotation of a GenBank genome assembly. Lineage: Eukaryota; Fungi; Ascomycota; Eurotiomycetes; Eurotiales; Aspergillaceae.